Talaromyces amestolkiae is the source of this 1260-nucleotide messenger RNA. RefSeq lists its product as uncharacterized. The record is from RefSeq and is a predicted model, not a curated record. The coding region runs from base 1 to 1260 and encodes 419 amino acids. The transcript is spliced from 3 exons. Gene Ontology annotation, molecular function: oxidoreductase activity. NCBI's taxonomy places the organism in Eukaryota, Fungi, Ascomycota, Eurotiomycetes, Eurotiales, Trichocomaceae.
AUGGCAUAUCGGGGAGUUUCUUUGUGGCGCCUGUGCCUUCUCUCCCUUCCCUUUGCUUCUGCUUUAACCAUUCCUCAGGAGCCUCUCGUAAAAUGGCCUGAAGACCAGGCCAUCGAUAAUGAUGUGUUCAAUAUCACUGAUUACACAUCCUUGGAUGACUGGAACCCGAAAAAUUGGGACUAUGAUGUCGUAAUUGUCGGUGGUGGCCCAGCUGGAUUGGCCGCAUCCAUGUCUCUUGCUCGCGUUGCCCGAACAUCGCUAUUGUAUGAUUCACAAGAGUAUCGCAAUGAGCAGACUCGAUAUAUGCAUGAUGUUCUAGGCCAGGAUGGCGAGGUUCCACUGAGAUUCCGAACGACAGUCCGGAAACAAAUCGACGAUUUAUACCCUGAUUACUCUUUCUGGGCUACACGCAAGACCAAGGUUACUGGAAUCGUCCCCCUCGAGAAGGGAUUCCGGGUGUACGACGACGGCGGUAGACAGGUUACGGCUAAGAGGGUCAUUUUGGCCACGGGGAUCAAAGACGUACUCCCCGAUAAACAGGGCUUUGCCGAGGCGUUUGGCAGAGGUAUGUUUUGGUGCCCUUGGUGCGAUGGCCACGACUACAAGAAUCGCAAAUUGGUCGUAUACGGCAAGCUUGCUAGUGCCAUUGGCUCGGCCUUGACGAUGAGGAAGUUGACCACCGAUAUAACUAUUGUUACGGGCGGUCCGCUGACCAAGGAGGACAAAGACGCGGCUGAAGCACGUUGGCCGAGCUGGGAGACGGUCGUUAAGAACACUUACAAGAUUACAAUUCGUGAGAAUGAUAUUGUUAGGGUUGAACGUACUGCAUCCGGUACGGAGCCGAAGGACGAUGAGUAUAGAGUCCAUCUAAAUGGUGGUGGCCCGUUGGUAGCGAAUGGAAUUUUCAUCCAUGCGCCUACUGUGCAGACAUCAAGUCUUCAUAAGCAGCUACGCUUGGAGAUGGAUGGAAGCUCUGUCAAAGUCAAGGAUAACAAAGAGUCGAGUCUUGGUGGGCUCUAUGUUGUGGGUGAUGCCAAUAAUGAUGGUAGCACCAAUGCCUAUCACGCCAUGUGGAGUGCCAAGCGUGCUGCAGUUAGUUGUCAUGUCUCUAUUUCUAGACAAGAAUACCUGGAAAGUGUACCCUCAGCUACGGCAGCAACAGCCGGCGGAGACGAAGACUUCUACCAACGCCAAAUUGAGGAGAUAGAGUUUCAGAUAAGUGAUGAUAUGGAGCAUUUGUAUAAGACGCUCGGUGGUUAG